Molecule: messenger RNA, 6121 nt
Organism: Mesocricetus auratus (golden hamster)
Lineage: Eukaryota; Metazoa; Chordata; Mammalia; Rodentia; Cricetidae
Gene: Ube4b
Product: ubiquitination factor E4B
Exons: 28
Coding region: 732-4868 (1378 amino acids)
Biological process (GO): protein polyubiquitination
Cellular component (GO): nucleus; cytoplasm; ubiquitin ligase complex
Molecular function (GO): ubiquitin-ubiquitin ligase activity
Source: RefSeq, a predicted model, not a curated record
UCACGUGAUCCCCCUCAAAGAUGGCCGCCCUGUUGUUUUGAUGAAUAAUACUUGGUGGGGCGAGGGGGUAAGAGUCGGCUUGGAGGGGUAGGAGGACCGAGGCCCGCAGCGAGCGCUUCGCCAGGCCCUCCGCUCCCCUCCCCCCUGCCGGGGUUCCUGCGUGGAGGCGGGGCGAGCCGGGCCUGCUUCUGGAGGGGAGGGGCUUCCCGGGACGGCGCUGGGCUCCGCCGGGGGCUGCUGGAGGGGUCGCCGCGCCUCGGGGAGCUUCCAGGGUGCAGAGCAGCCGUUCCCGCCGGGGGCCAGGGGCGGGACCCGGAGCGGGGUCUGCGGGAGAGCCACGCGGCCGCCGCGUCACCGCCACGAAGACACGGCGCGCGGCGGGGCCCGAGCCGAGCUGGGUAACCUGGGGAGCUAGGGGAGUCGGCGGCGCCCGGAGAGGACCCCGGAGCAGCGGCCGCGGCCCGAGGAGGAGGCGGCGGAGGAGGAGGCGGCGGCGGCGGCUCGGGGCGCUUGCAGCUGGAGGAGGCUGGGGCGAUCCGCGCGGCCGCAGCCCAGGCGAUCCGGUGCCUCGUGUUCUCAGUGUUUCACCUCUGACUAUGCAAUUCUGAAACCUCCCCCACCGGGGGCCCAGGCAGCCCGCUAGAAACCUUCCAGCCUGCUUCGCUCCCGCCCCGGCCUCAAGAACUGAGGAUCUCUCUUCCCUAACGCCCUUCACCAUUAAGAGGAAAGCGAUGGAGGAGCUGAGCGCUGACGAGAUUCGCAGGAGGCGCCUGGCACGACUUGCUGGUGGACAGACCUCCCAACCAACCACCCCACUUACGUCUCCCCAGAGGGAGAACCCUCCGGGACCUCCGAUACCUGCAUCAGCCCCAGGCCCCUCCCAGAGCCUUGGUCUCAAUGUCCACAACAUGACCCCAGCUACCUCCCCCAUAGGUGCAGCAGGAGUUGCCCAUCGGAGCCAGAGCAGCGAAGGAGUCAGCUCUCUCAGCAGCUCGCCGUCCAACAGCCUUGAGACACAGUCUCAGUCCCUCUCCCGUUCCCAGAGCAUGGAUAUCGAUGGUGUCUCCUGUGAGAAAAGCAUGUCCCAGGUGGACGUGGAUUCGGGAAUUGAAAAUAUGGAAGUGGAUGAGAACGACCGAAGAGAGAAAAGGAGCCUGAGUGACAAGGAGCCUUCUUCAGGUCCUGAAGUGUCUGAAGAGCAGGCCUUACAGCUGGUCUGUAAGAUCUUCCGUGUCUCCUGGAAGGACCGGGACAGAGACGUCAUCUUCCUUUCUUCUCUUUCUGCACAGUUUAAAGAGAACCCAAAAGAAGCAGUGUUCUCUGAUUUUAAGGAUCUGAUUGGUCAGAUUCUCAUGGAAGUGCUGAUGAUGUCCACUCAGACGCGAGAUGAAAACCCAUUUGCGAGUCUGACGGCCACGUCCCAGCCCAUUGCCACGGCAGCUCGCUCACCUGACAGAAGUCUCGCGCUGAACCCCGGCUCCAGUUCAGGAACAAGCCCCAUGUUCUGCAACUUGGGCUCCUUCAGUGCCGGCUCGUUGUCUAGCCUUUAUGACACUAGCCCUGCUCCUUCUGCCAGGUUCUGGAGCUUUGUGCCCGUGCUGAAUCCAUCCUUUGCCUCACCUUCCCACGCAGCUCCCCAGGGGGCUGUGUCCUCAGCCCUCAGCCCUCAGAGUACAGCCCCCCAGCGGGCUGUGUCCUCAGCCCUCAGCCCUCACAGCGCUGCCCCCCAGUGGGCUGUGCCUUCCACAUCCCUCAGCCCUCACAGCGCAGUCUCCGAGCAGGCUGUGUCCUCAGCACUCAGCCCUCACAGUGCAGUCCCCGAGUGGACUGUGCCUUCUACAGCCCCUCAGGUCAUUGUACCUUCCACAUCCCUCAGCCCUUACACUGUAGCUUCUGGAGCUGUGGCUGGAAGCCAGCCCACAUCCCCAAGGUAUAGGCCCUAUACUGUCACACACCCAUGGGGGUCUUCGACUUGCCCCACCCCACGGUCCUCCAUUCUGGCUAACUCCCCAGGCUUCCCUGCCCGCCCAAGUAGUCCCCGAGCAGUACCUGCCAGCUCCUCCAGACAGAGGCCCCGCAGCAGGGGCCCCGCCUUCCCACCCGCCUCGCCCAGUGCUGCCAGCAGACGUCCCUCCUCCCUGCGGAUCUCUCCUAGUUUGGGAGCCUCUGGCGGAGCAAGUAACUGGGAUUCAUACAGUGAUCAUUUCACCAUUGAACCCUGCAAGGAGACAGACAUGCUGAACUACCUCAUCGAGUGCUUUGACCGAGUUGGAAUAGAAGAAAAAAAAGCACCAAAGAUGUGCAGCCAGCCAGCCGUCAGCCAGCUUCUGAGCAACAUCCGUUCGCAGUGCAUCUCACACACCGCACUAGUGCUGCAAGGCUCCCUCACGCAGCCCAGGUCCUUGCAACAGCCUUCCUUCCUUGUGCCGUAUAUGCUGUGCAGGAAUCUCCCGUACGGCUUCAUUCAAGAACUGGUGAGGACCACUCACCAGGAUGAGGAGGUGUUCAAGCAGAUCUUUAUCCCUAUUUUACAAGGCCUGGCUCUUGCUGCCAAAGAGUGCUCCCUCGAUAGUGACUACUUCAAGUAUCCCCUCAUGGCACUAGGUGAGCUCUGUGAAACCAAGUUUGGGAAGACACAUCCUGUGUGCAGUUUGGUCGCCUCUUUGCCCCUGUGGCUGCCGAAGUCCUUAAGCCCUGGAUCCGGGCGGGAGCUGCAGAGACUGUCCUACCUAGGGGUCUUCUUCAGCUUCUCGGUCUUCGCGGAGGAUGACGCAAAGGUGGUUGAGAAGUACUUCUCGGGGCCCACCAUUACCCUGGAGAACACCCGAGUCGUCAGCCAGUCACUGCAGCACUACCUGGAGCUGGGACGGCAAGAGCUUUUCAAGAUUCUGCAUAGUAUUCUGUUGAACGGUGAAACUCGUGAAGCAGCUCUCAGUUACAUGGCAGCCGUCGUCAAUGCCAACAUGAAGAAAGCCCAAAUGCAGGCGGAUGAUCGGUUGGUGUCAACAGAUGGUUUUAUGCUGAAUCUCCUUUGGGUCCUGCAGCAACUCAGUACAAAAAUCAAGUUAGAAACAGUUGACCCCACUUACAUAUUCCACCCGAAAUGUCGGAUUACUCUCCCAAAUGAUGAGACACGGAUAAAUGCAACGAUGGAGGAUGUGAAUGGGUGGCUGGCUGAGCUCUAUGGAGAUCAGUCUCCGUUUUCUGAGCCAAAAUUCCCUACGGAGUGUUUCUUUCUGACCCUGCAUGCUCACCAUCUCUCUAUUCUGCCUAGCUGUCGUCGCUACAUCCGCAGACUCCGAGCCAUCCGAGAGCUCAAUCGAACCGUGGAAGAUUUGAAGAAUAAUGAAAGCCAGUGGAAAGACUCCCCACUGGCCACCAGACACCGAGAAAUGCUGAAACGCUGUAAAACUCAGCUUAAGAAACUGGUACGGUGCAAGGCCUGUGCUGACGCUGGCUUACUUGACGAGAGCUUCCUGAGAAGAUGUCUGAAUUUCUAUGGCCUUCUCAUUCAGCUGAUGCUGCGCGUCCUGGACCCUGCGUAUCCCGACGUAACACUGCCUUUAAAUUCAGAAGUCCCCAAGGCCUUUGCAGCAUUGCCUGAGUUUUAUGUAGAAGAUGUUGCUGAAUUUUUAUUUUUUAUUGUACAAUACUCUCCUCAGGUGCUUUAUGAGCCCUGCACUCAGGACAUUGUGAUGUUCCUCGUUGUGAUGCUGUGCAACCAGAGCUACAUCCGCAACCCGUACCUAGUGGCCAAGCUGGUGGAGGUCAUGUUUAUGACCAACCCCUCUGUCCAGCCUCGGACUCAGAAGUUUUUUGAGAUGAUUGAGAACCAUCCUCUCUCUACCAAGUUGCUGGUACCUUCCCUCAUGAAGUUCUAUACAGAUGUCGAGCAUACUGGAGCCACCAGUGAGUUCUAUGACAAGUUCACAAUUCGCUAUCACAUCAGCACUAUUUUUAAGAGCCUUUGGCAAAACAUUGCUCACCAUGGCACCUUCAUGGAGGAGUUCAAUUCUGGAAAGCAGUUUGUCCGCUACAUCAAUAUGCUGAUAAAUGACACGACCUUUUUGCUGGAUGAGAGUCUGGAGUCCCUGAAGCGCAUCCAUGAAGUGCAGGAAGAAAUGAAGAACAAAGAGCAGUGGGACCAGUUGCCGAGGGAUCAGCAGCAGGCCCGGCAGUCUCAGCUUUCUCAGGAUGAGCGUGUCUCACGCUCUUAUCUCGCCCUGGCAACGGAAACCGUGGACAUGUUCCAUCUCCUCACCAAGCAAGUCCAGAAGCCCUUCCUCCGGCCAGAACUUGGACCACGACUAGCAGCCAUGCUGAACUUUAACCUACAGCAGCUGUGUGGACCCAAGUGCCGAGAUCUGAAGGUCGAAAACCCUGAGAAGUACGGUUUUGAGCCAAAGAAGCUAUUGGACCAACUGACGGAUAUUUACCUGCAGCUGGACUGUGCUCGCUUUGCUAAAGCCAUCGCUGAUGACCAGAGAUCCUACAGCAAGGAACUGUUUGAAGAAGUCAUUUCAAAGAUGCGGAAGGCAGGAAUCAAAUCCACUAUUGCAAUAGAGAAAUUUAAGCUUCUUGCUGAGAAAGUGGAGGAAAUAGUGGCCAAGAAUGCACGGGCAGAAAUUGACUACAGCGAUGCCCCGGAUGAGUUUAGAGACCCUCUGAUGGACACCCUGAUGACUGACCCAGUGAGGCUGCCCUCUGGCACGGUAAUGGACCGCUCCAUCAUCCUGCGGCAUCUGCUGAACUCGCCCACUGACCCCUUCAACCGCCAGAUGUUGACUGAGAGCAUGCUUGAACCAGUGCCAGAGCUGAAGGAGCAGAUUCAGGCAUGGAUGAGAGAGAAGCAGAGCAGUGACCACUAAGCUGUCCCCCAUUGCACGUCUCUGCUAGAAACAGCCACGCCAGCCAGCCAGCCAGGCCGAAGCAGCAUCCAUCUCGAAUCUGCUGCUCAAACCUGCAACCAGAUGUGGCCAGAUCCCGAGAGCCCACCCCAAGUGACCAAACCGUAGAGAUCUGAGGGACACGAUGAGAAGAGGAGCCCGAAUGCUGUACAUAUAUUUAAGUGACAAACAGUCAAAAGCUUGAGGGACGAGUUUUACGAUUGCUUGUGUAGUAAAGCCGUCCUUCGCCUGUCACAUCCUGGGGCUGUGGCAACGCAAGUCUGUAGUGACGGCAGUGGGUCUGGGCAGCAUCCCCUGAGCUUUCGUUUCGUUUCGUUUUUUCGAUGUGACUAGAGAACUCGGACAUUUUGCUGCUAAAGAAUCUCCCCCUUCCUCACCCCUGCACUGCUGUGGGUUUUUUAAAGAGAAACAGAACCAGACUCCUUUCCCGGCCCUCCAAACAUGUAUUCUGUGAGAUAACUGUGCCUGCGACAAAGUGUUAAUCUUGGGAUCGUAUUUUUAUAUCAUAUUCACAUACUUGUUUUUUUAAUUGGUGUUAGAUGACAUGAUUAAUAAAAAAGGCAAGAUAUUUUCAGAAUUUGAAUUUCAGCUUUUUUUUUUCUUUUGAAAUAGCCCUUUGAAAUUUUUUUUUAUUAUAAAUACAAUGAAGAGAGCCCUGUUGCCUGGCCCUUCUACUGAGCCCUGGAUUAAGAUCUUGAAGACCAGGUGCAGCAACAGGACGGCUGAAGUGAUCGGGACUUGUGAGACUGACUGGUGGGUUUGGGGAGGUGAGGGCUGUGCUGUGUUUUUUGUUUUUUUGUUUUUUCAUCCUAUGUGAUAGUUCCAAAAACUAUACCAAUAUCCUCUGAGGGUAAAUAGAUUCCUCAACCUUGGGGUCAUUUGUAUGCUGUGUCCUUUUGGGGUUUGGCCUUACCAAAGUAAAAAAAAGGGGAAGGGGGGGGGGAGUACGAGAAAUGUGGAAAUCUGUCUACUUGUUUCCAUGCCUGGACAAAUGCCACCACACCCUUUGUAUUAGCGCUCCCUACGCAACAUACUUGAAUUCUUUGGAUUUCCUUUGGAGUAACAAAAAGGAUUUGAAACCAUAAAGUGUUUUAAGGAAAUGAAAUCUUUAGAAACAUACUUUCUUUUCUUCCCCUUUCUCCUCUUCUCCACAGACAAUGUGCUCUGUUCAGUUCCCAACACAAACUCCAAUAAACGGUGAUGCCCAUUCGGAA